GAGCAGGCCGUGCUGGAGACGGUGCUGCCCGCGCCCGCCGGGGAGUCCAAUAGCACCGAUAGCGCCAAAGCUCCCAAAGUGAACUGCGAGGAGAGAAACACUACUGGCAUCGACCGCUUCACGCUGCAGAUCCUGAACGUGUCUCAGGACCUGAUGGAGUUCUUAAACCCAAACAGCAGCGACUGUACCUUAGUCUUAUUCUAUACACCCUGGUGCCGCUUUUCUGCCAAUCUGGCACCUCAUUUUAAUUCUUUGCCUCGAGCAUUUCCAGCUCUUCGCUUCCUGGCAUUGGAUGCAUCUCAGCAUAGCAGUUUAUCAACUAGAUUUGGAACUGUGGCUGUACCCAAUAUCCUCCUUUUCCAAGGUGCUAAACCUAUGGCUAGGUUUAAUCAUACAGACAGAACGCUGGAAACAUUGAAAGACUUCAUUUUUAAUCAGACAGGUAUAGAAGCUAAAAGUGAUGUGGCUGUGACCGAGGAAGACUGGGAAGGCCCCCUGCCUAGCGUUCUGACAAAAGGCGUAGACUGGCUGCUUCUGUUUUCUUUGCUCUUUCUGGCUAGCUUUGUCAUGUAUGCUACGGUUCGAACGGAGAGCAUUCGGUGGCUGAUCCCGGGACAAGAGCACGAACAUCAGGAAUAA
This is a messenger RNA of Cariama cristata (Red-legged seriema), 639 nucleotides long. It is a transcript of the gene TXNDC15, whose product is annotated as thioredoxin domain containing 15. Gene Ontology annotation, cellular component: cilium. The record is from RefSeq and is a predicted model, not a curated record. Gene Ontology annotation, biological process: cilium assembly. The transcript has 4 exons. Lineage: Eukaryota; Metazoa; Chordata; Aves; Cariamiformes; Cariamidae. The annotation marks the transcript as partial.